AUGUCCACCAUCAAUAAUGAAAACUCUCUCAUGAAUAUGAUUCAACUAAUAUCAACUGUACAAGAGCUCUGGACCUAUGUCCAUAAUGCAGAGGAAAUUCUCAACAGCAGAGUUGGUGUUCCCUCACCUGCGCAGCACAGUAAUGAGAAUGUUCAACUAUUGUCCCGAGUUGUUAAUCAAUGCACUAAUACCUUGAAAACAGUUGCCGCGAUUUCCACUGUUCUUGGUAAACCUCUACCAUCUCUCAAGGAGACAUUACAAGCUUCUCAAACAACGCGGAAGGAGUUUUCUUCGGAAACGGCUCAGGUGAAAAUCCAGGAGCUUCUAGAAGAAAAAAAUCAAAUGUCUGCUCUUAACCUAAUUGGACGUGCAUAUUUUCUUCAACAUCUUUUUCAUAUAGAACUUCUACAAAAACGUUCGGGUUAUGAGCACAAGAAUUCACAGAGUGAAUUUCAUAAACCAGAACGACCCACUGCACCUGUGGAGGUACCAUCGCAGAGCAGCACAACGAUUGAGAGUUCUCAUACAUCAGAACGACCCACUGCACCUGUGGAGGUACCAUCGCAGAGCAGCGCAACGAUUGAGAGUUCUCAUACAUCAGAACGACCCACUGCACCUGUGGAGGUACCAUCGCAGAGCAGCACAACGAUUGAGAGUUCUCAUACAUCAGAACGACCCACUGCACCUGUGGAGGUACCAUCGCAGAGCAGCGCAACGAUUGAGAGUUCUCAUACAUCAGAACGACCCACUGCACCUGUGGAGGUACCAUCGCAGAGCAGCGCAACGAUUGAGAGUUCUCAUAAAUCAGAGAAUUUCAGUGUAGCUGGAGGCAUCUCCGAUAUGCGUUUGCGUUCUUGUACUGGUGCCGGAAUUGGCGCUAAAUCAACUUCUCCUUUUUUGCAGUUGGCUACUAUUGUUUUGGAAUGA
This is a messenger RNA of Trypanosoma theileri, 927 nucleotides long. RefSeq lists its product as uncharacterized. The record is from RefSeq and is a predicted model, not a curated record. The transcript has a single exon. NCBI's taxonomy places the organism in Eukaryota, Euglenozoa, Kinetoplastea, Trypanosomatida, Trypanosomatidae. The coding region runs from base 1 to 927 and encodes 308 amino acids.